Armigeres subalbatus is the source of this 1735-nucleotide messenger RNA. It is a transcript of the gene Task7, whose product is annotated as two pore potassium channel protein sup-9. NCBI's taxonomy places the organism in Eukaryota, Metazoa, Arthropoda, Insecta, Diptera, Culicidae. Gene Ontology annotation, molecular function: potassium ion leak channel activity; outward rectifier potassium channel activity. Gene Ontology annotation, cellular component: plasma membrane. Bases 433 to 1452 code for a protein of 339 amino acids. The transcript has 3 exons. The record is from RefSeq and is a predicted model, not a curated record. Gene Ontology annotation, biological process: potassium ion transmembrane transport; stabilization of membrane potential.
UCAAUCAAUUGAAGAAGAAAAUUUCACUAGCCAAAAUAAUCCUCCAAACUUUUCCAGAAUAUCAAACGGAAACUUAAACUGUAAUAAUCGUUAGAAAAGUGCCAAAUUAUUGCAUUGACGGUAAAUGCAGCGGAAGAAGUGAACUCAAAUAGCAAAUACUACAUCGACGCCUUCAGUUCUGGAAAUCGAACAGCAAUAUCUAAGCGAUACCUGAUCGGGCAAAAUAGUCUCCGGAUUCAACAAAUUGAUUGACCUGGGACCAAAAUCAACCAAAAAUGGAAGAGAUUUGAUCACUUGCAUCCUAAAAUCGCAAUUCCUUCCUAAACUGUUCUUCCAUCAUCGAUUGCCCACAUUCCCUACUGGUCCUACAUUAGGACAAAGAACGAAGGGAAGCGGCCCAGCAACAACAGUAGCAUCAGCAUCACCAUCACCAUGAAACGCCAAAAUAUUCGAACGCUCUCGCUGGUGGUUUGCACGUUCACCUACCUCCUGAUAGGGGCGGCCGUGUUCGAUGCGCUCGAGUCGGAAACAGAAGCCCGCCGGUGGGAAUUUUUGAAGAACGUCAAAGCUACAUUCGUAGCCAAGUACAACAUCACGCCGGAGGACUACCACAUGAUCGAAAUUGUCAUCACCGAGAACAAACCUCACAAGGCUGGACCCCAGUGGAAGUUCGCCGGUGCGUUCUACUUCGCCACGGUGGUACUCGCCAUGAUCGGCUAUGGGCACUCCACACCCGUCACCAUCGGAGGAAAGGCGUUCUGCAUGGCAUACGCCAUGGUUGGCAUCCCGCUGGGGCUGGUCAUGUUCCAGAGCAUCGGUGAGCGUCUGAACAAGUUUGCUUCCGUGGUGAUACGGCGCGCGAAAAAGUAUCUUCGCUGCCAGCAAACGGAAGCCACCGAGAUGAAUCUAAUGUUGGCCACGGGAUUGCUUUCGUCGGUUAUCAUCACGACCGGCGCAGCUGUGUUUUCCAAGUAUGAGGGCUGGUCAUAUUUCGACAGUUUCUAUUACUGUUUCGUUACAUUAACGACAAUUGGAUUCGGAGACUACGUGGCCCUGCAAAACGAUCAAGCGUUGAUCAACAAGCCGGGCUACGUUGCCUUGAGUUUGGUGUUUAUUCUGUUCGGACUGGCAGUCGUAGCUGCUAGUAUCAAUCUGCUCGUGCUGAGAUUCAUGACCAUGAAUGCCGAGGACAUUCGACGGGACGAGGCCGAAAUGCAAUCGUCGGUGGAUGGUUUGAACUACGAGUCCGAGUCCACCGGAAAACUGCUAUCCUGUGGUCAGCUGAACAACUACUGUUCGGAAGUGGAAGAGGAGGACACGUCCGUUUGUUCGUGCACAUGCCUCGGUGGAAACAGUUUUACAGCCCACGAAAAUGAGUUUCUGCUGGAUCAGGGCUACCAUCCGGCGGAUAUUAUUACCAGCACCAUAAGCCUCAAGCGAAUGUCGAUAUAGAAGGAGGAGGAGAAGGAAGAAUUGUCAAUCCAAACUUUACGAACAAGUUGCCAAAUAUUGAAUUGUAUUAGGUAGAUCGAAAGUUAUUUCUUGGCAAAACAAAAGAUUCUCAAAUUAAAUGGCGAAGGAAGGUGAUUCAAGAACCAAUAACAUUCAAUUGAAUCUAGUGUAAAGUUAGAUGCCAUAGUAGGUAUUUCUUAUAGAUAUAGGUUAAGCAAAAUUCUAAAUUUCUGUACAUCUUGGACUAAUGUUUUUAAAUGCAAAUAAAUCUUAGUAACGAAAG